Entamoeba invadens IP1 is the source of this 5106-nucleotide messenger RNA. Its product is annotated as protein serine/threonine kinase, putative. Gene Ontology annotation, biological process: protein phosphorylation. NCBI's taxonomy places the organism in Eukaryota, Evosea, Mastigamoebida, Endamoebidae. The coding region runs from base 1 to 5106 and encodes 1701 amino acids. Gene Ontology annotation, molecular function: protein kinase activity; ATP binding. The transcript has a single exon. The record is from RefSeq and is a predicted model, not a curated record.
AUGUUCAAUCAUUCACUUCUCUAUAUUUUUGUUAUUUUCAGUGUUUGUAAAAGUGAGAGUGGUUGGUGUGAAGAUUCAGGAGUGAUCACUUAUUUUACUUCCACCCAAAGUUGUUUAAAAAACAAUUGGGAUGUUGUUCCGAAUGAAGAAGGUUACAGUUUCACAUUUCAAAGUGGGUGUUGUUCCUCCCCAAUAAUGACGUUUGAAGAAACUGCCUUUAAUGAAUAUGUUGUUCGAAAAUUUGAAUUUAAACCUUCUGUGUCACUGAAAUGUUUAUUUGUCAGAGAGGCAAAUGUGAAUGUCAGAGUGACUUUAGUGGAACUCAAUCGACCAGAAAAUUUGUUUGUAUCUUUUGGUUGUUUUAAUAACGAAGGAUAUUGCAGGACAACUAUAAAUGAUUCUUUGAGACCACCAGUAGUUUUAAGGACACAAGGGAUUUCUUUGUUUUCUGAUAUAGAUCAGAAUUUCUGGAUAAUGAUAUUCAGAACAACAUCACAAAUCGCUUAUUUAUUUAUUGAUGGAAACGUGAUGCAAUCUGUUAAUUUUGAAUUCAGAACAACAGUAUAUGUUGGAGAUCCAUUUACAAAGGGAAGAUAUCUAUUCACUGGAAAAUCAAAAGAAGAGAGUAUUGGUUUUUAUUUGUCUUCUUUGGAACCAUUAGCAAAAGAAGUGUGUGAUAGAAAUGGGUUUAAACGAUUUUUAUAUUUCAAUACAAAUGAAACUACAAAUACGUCAAAUUUGAAAAAUACGACUUGUUAUUGUAAUGCAGAGAAUGAAAGUAUUACAUGGGAAAAUGUAAAUACAUUCCCAGAUUGUAGAUACAACAGUUCAUUAUUUGAUUUGAAUUUAACAGCGAUUGGCGAGAGUAGAAGUGAAAGUGAAGAUAUCAAUAUUUAUCUUAAUGUUACUCAAUGGUUUUCAAUCAUUUUCAAAACAAAUAGAAAAUACAUAUUAAAUGGAAUUGAUGUAAGUGUAAACACAAUUUAUUUUGACACUCUGGAAAUAUUAGAAAAUGAAGAUAUUAUUUUUAAUUUAAAUUGUAAUAUAUCAACUUUGAAAGUAACUUCUAUUGGGAAAUUUUACUUCAAAAAGAAUCUCGUAAUUAACACACAAAUAAUAAUAUCUGAACCCAAUUUUACAAACAAAAUAUUGUUUGCUUUAGAUGGAGAUUUUACUGAAGUUAAGACGUCACUUUUAUCCAAAUGUGGGAAACGAGUGUAUUUGACAAAAAGUAUGUGUAACAUGUGUCUUUGUAAUUACACUGAAAAUGGCGAAUGGGAUCCAAAAGGUUCUGAUGGAAUAAAUCGAGGAGACUGCUUUAACAACACUACACAAAAUACUUUGACUCUUCAAAUUCUCUCAUCACAAAUGAAUGAAAAUUUAACUACACAAACUUGGAACAGAAUUGAAAUUAAUGUUAAAGAUGUGAAUGUCACUUUCACUUCAAAUGUUACAACAAAAACACUUUCACUGCACAAAUGUGCCACUUUUAAUGCACCACUGAAAAUCACUUCAUCAAUCGAGUUUUACACUAAUGGGUAUAUUAAAAUGACUUCGAAAUAUUCUUUAACAAUCGGCGAAAGUGUCACAAUAAAUCUCAAUAAUAUGACAACAAUUGGGGAUAAAACGGGUCUUAUUCAAAUUCAAAAAGGUGGUAAAUUUAUAUCAGACACAACCAACAUAAAAGUCAAUUUUAACAAUUAUCAAGACAAUUAUAUCAACUUGAUUUCAUUUCAAGAAGUUCAAAAUUCAUCUUCAACACCUUUGUUUAAUAAAUUACUUGGUGGGAAAUUAUAUCGAUCUUAUCUAAACUCUAACAAUGUUGAUACAACCGUUACAUGUACUUAUAUCAGUGGAAACUUUGAUGAUUACAACAGUUAUGACAAUCAAGUCCUACACUGUUUACUAUCCUCUGUUAAUUCAACAAUUGUAAUACAAAACACAAAACUCGAACAAAACAUCAAUUUUAUUGGAGUAUUUAUGCAAAACACAACGCAACUUGAUUUUAUUAAAAAAUACACUUUUACUUCUAAAUUUAAAGAACAAAAUGAAAACUUAAUUUAUAUUAACAACUCUUCAAAAAAUGGCGAAAACAUUGAAAUUUCACAAAUGAGUAAGAAGUGGAUUUUAGGUUCUAAAUUUGGGUUUACCACUACAACAAAAUUAUCAAAAAAGGAGAUGAGGAAAACAACUGAUACUUAUAAAACAGUGUCAUUUAAUGAAACAAACCAAUGUUUGCUCUUUUAUUCCAAUUUAGAAAAUGGAAGUUGUCAUUUAUGUAAAAAUGACUCAUAUUUAUCAAGUGGAAAUUGCGAAGUUAUAAGUUCAAAAUGUAUAACAUUAUACAAAAAACAAACUUCAGCUGUUUGUGAAGCUUGUGAAACUGGAAGCGAAGUUGAUAAAUAUCAAUGUUUACCAUGCCCGACUAAUUGUCUUCAUUGUGUCAAAGGAAAAUGUGUUUUAUGUGAUAAAGAGUAUAUUGUUGACGUCAAUCGAAACUGCGAAAAGGUAUUAGUUUAUGAUGAUAAUUCGUUAUUAAUAAUAUCAGGUAAAACAAUCAAAUGCAAUAUUGGAUAUUUUAUUAAAUCAAAUAAGUGUGAAAAUUGUGGUGAAAAUUGUAUUAAUUGUAACAAUGAAAGUUCUUGUAAAAUAUGUGAUUCUAAAAGUUUAUUGAAAAAUGGAGUUUGCACUCCACUAAAUGGAGUUAUUCUUUCAAACAACGACAAUUUAAUUAUAUGUGAAACUGGUUAUUACAAUAUAGAAAAUACUUGUCAAAGUUGUUCAACUAAAUAUGGUGAAUUGUGUUCCCUUUGUGAUACACACAAUUGUCUUCAAUGUAAAUUGAAUGGAGUUAUUAAUAAUGAAGGAAAAUGCAUCGAACUAACACAAAGUAGUUGUAUUCAAACAUCAAACAGUUUUUGUAAUGGCUGUAAACAAGUCUCUAAUUUUAUUAAUGAUAGUGGAGUGUGCACUUCAAAUUCCAAUUGUUUGAUAUCAAAUAAAAAUGAAAAAUGUUUGCUCUGUGAAAACAAUACUUUUUAUGAUAAUACAUCCAUGUGUGUUUCAUUGGCAAAUCAAGAAGAAAAUUGUGAUCGAAUGAAUGAAGAACAAGACCGAUGUAUUCAUUGUUUAACAGGUUAUUUUGUAUCAAAUUAUCAAUGUGAAAAUUGUUCUGAAAAUUGUUUGGAUUGUCUUGAUUUUUCAACGUGUCUUUCGUGUACUGAAAAUCACUUUUUAAAAGAUGGGAAGUGUUUUUCAAAUUCGGAAGUCAUCACCAAUUGCAAAAAGCUUUUACCAUCAAAAUCAAUUUGUGCGUUUUGUGAGAGUCAUUUUUACAGAAACGCCGAAGGUGAGUGCAUAAAUUGCAUUGAAAAUUGUAAUGAGUGCAACACUGAAAAAACAUGUUUAAGUUGUUUUACAAAUUACUUUUUACUCACAAACAACACACAGUGUAUCUCAUAUGAUUUACUUGUAAAUUGCGAAUUUAAAAGUCAAAGUGGAUGUUUAAAAUGUUCAACUGGUUUUUACCAACAAAAUCAGUUUUGUGUCUCCUGUAACUCAACAACUUUUAAUUGUUCCACUUGUGGAACAACUGGAAUAUGCACUUCGUGUGUAGAAGAUUAUGUCUUGAUAGACUCCAAAUGUUACUCUAAAAGUUCAAUUGAAAAUUGUGUUGAAGUGACAAACUCUAAAUGCACGAAAUGCACUUUUUGGCACACGCCAAAUUACUCAAACACGUCUUGCCAUACAAAAGUAGUGUGGUGGGUGAUAUUGAUUGGAGUGAUAUUUGUUCUCAUCAUCAUAACUAUCGUUGUAUCAUUCGUGUUAUUUUUCUCUGUUAAAAUUUCUCAUCAUUAUCAAACCAAAAAAGUAUAUGAGAAUAUGUGUAUUUUCGAUGUCAGAAAGUCGAACAUUCGAUUCACCGAAACUUCAAUUGCCAACGUUUUUGUGAACAAAAAUGAAAUUAAAUUUGAAGGAGAAAACGACGAGGAAGCAAUUCCAGUGGACAAAGAGUCGCGUGAGUUAUUUUGUGUUGGCAAUUUUGGAAAGAACACAAUAAAAGUGCAAUUUUCGUCCAAGGAAGACACAGAAAAAUAUUCCAUUCGAACAGAACCACUUGUGAUUUCUUUAAAAGGGAACAAAGCAAUCGAAUUUGAAAUAUUUAUUCAACCAAAAUGUUCGUGUAAAAUUGAAGAUAAAAUCACAUUGUUUUCUGUUGAUUUUGAAAGUGGAAUCACUGCAGAAACUCCAAUUAAUUUGGUUGCUAUAACUCAGAUAUCAACCAAGUUGGAUUAUGAAGAAUUAAAUGAAGACAAAAAACUUGGUGAAGGUGGUUUUGGCAUAGUUUACAAAGGUACUUUCAGAAGAAAUUUUGUAGCCAUCAAAAAGAUGAAAUUGACUAUUUUAGAUGAUCAAAAUAAAGAAUUUGAAAAUGAGGUAUCGAUGCUUGACAAAUUUAGAAAUGAGUAUAUUGUCCAUUUCUAUGGUGCAGUUUUUAUACCAACCAAAGUGUGUAUGGUCACUGAAUUUGCCGAAUUUGGGUCUUUACAAGAUUUAAUGAAUCAUAAAACAAGUGAAGAAGUUAUAAUGAAACUCCGAUUGAAAAUGAUGUUGGACGCAUCAAAGGGAAUAUUAUAUUUACAUGAAAAUGGGAUAUUACACAGAGAUAUCAAACCAGAUAAUAUUCUCGUGUUCUCACUUGAUGUAAACGAAAAAGUCAAUGCAAAAUUGACUGAUUUUGGAAGCGCUAGAAAUGUAAAUUUGUUGAUGACCAACAUGACUUUCACAAAGGGUAUUGGAACACCAAAGUACAUGGCGCCGGAAGUAUUGGAACAAAUGAAAUAUAAGAAGAGUGCUGAUAUAUAUUCAUUUGCUAUAACUAUGUUCGAAUGCUUUGGAUGGAAGGAAGCUUAUCCAAUUGACACAUUUAAAUAUCCCUGGAAAAUAGCAGAGUUUGUGAUCAGUGGUAAUCGAUUAAAAAAACGUCAAGAAACGCCGACAGAAUGUUAUGCAAUUAUUCAAAGUUGUUGGGACCAAAAUCCAAAAGAAAGGUUACAGAUAAAUGGAGUUGUGGAUCGUCUUCAAAACUGUUUUGAUUCACUUUGA